Molecule: messenger RNA, 3471 nt
Organism: Emys orbicularis (European pond turtle)
Lineage: Eukaryota; Metazoa; Chordata; Testudines; Emydidae
Gene: LEPR
Product: leptin receptor
Exons: 18
Coding region: 1-3471 (1156 amino acids)
Biological process (GO): cytokine-mediated signaling pathway
Cellular component (GO): external side of plasma membrane; membrane
Molecular function (GO): cytokine receptor activity; protein binding
Source: RefSeq, a predicted model, not a curated record
AUGUAUUUGCAUAAACUUUUGACUGUGUUUCUGCACUUGGAUUUUAUUCGAAUGGCAGUUGCUCACUGUAUGGUACAUCAGAUUCCAGCGUCGAGCUUUAUGCUGCCUUGCAUGUCACCGAAUGAGACUUCUGUCAUUCCUUUGACUGCUGGUGUUGUAGCGAGCGGUCCUGGGUUGCACAGAGAGCAUGGAACUGCUGAAACCAACUCUCUGGUGCUGGUGGCUGAAGAGAGUUUCCUCUGUUGCCUUUGGGGUGAAACACAUGCAAAUUGUUCUUUGUACACAGCAGGCAUGGAAACAAAAAAAUUUACGUCCUCAAAAAUAAGUAGCUUAGCUCCUCAGCAAACAGAUUUAAGCUGGAACAUUCAAUGUUGGACUAAAGGAGACCUAGAACUGUUCGUUUGUAUCCUGAAAUUGUCUAACAAGAAGUCGUACUUGAAUGGAGAAUUUAAGAUUAAUCUUUUAUAUGUUCUAUCAGAGUUGUCAUUGGAAGACAUGUCUACAGGUUCUCUAAAAGGCAAUUUCAUGGUUACUCCCUGCAACUGCAAUGGGUCUGACAAGUACGAAUGUCACAUACCUUCACUGAAACUCAACUACACUUAUAUUACAUGGUUAAACAUCAUAAAUGGGGUAACACUUCUUCAGUCACCUUUAAUGUCGGUCAGACCCAUAAAUAUUGUAAAGCCUGAACCUCCAUUGAACCUGCGACUAGAAAUGACAGACAAAGGACAGUUAAAGAUCUGUUGGUCCAACCCAGUACUAACACCAUAUCCGCUUCAGUAUGAAGUGAAGUUUUCUGGGAACGCUACUCAAAACGCCUGGCAGGUGGUUGAGAUUGUCAUAGAAACCUCCCUCAUCAUAGGCAAUAUGCUGGUUGGUUCUUCAUAUUUAGUUGAAGUACGGUGCAAGAGUCUUCAUGGUCCAGGAUUCUGGAGUGAUUGGAGCACACCUUAUAAUUUAAACACAGAAGAUGUCAUGUACCUCCCUCCUAAGAUACUGACGAGUGUUGGUUCUAAUGUUUCCUUUCAUUGCCUCUAUAAUGAUAAAAACAAGAUGAUUUUGUCGAAGAAGAUUGUUUGGUGGCUGAAUUUAGCAGAAGAAAUCCCAGAGAGACAGUAUACACUUGUGAAUGAUCGUGUUAGCAGAGUUACUCUUUUCAACUUGAGUGCAACAAAACCUAGAGGAAAAUUCUUCUAUAAUGCAUUAUACUGUUGUAAUCAAAACAGGGAAUGUCAUCAUCGAUAUGCUGAAUUAUAUGUAGUAGAUGUCAAUAUCAAUAUCACAUGUGAAACUGAUGGGUACUUAACUAAAAUGACUUGCAGAUGGUCCGCAAACACAAAUACAUUGCUUGUGGGGAGUUCUUUACAGUUAAAAUACUACAGGAAUAGUAUCUAUUGUUCUGACUUUCCAAGUAUUCCUCCAAAGUCGGAGGUAAAAGAAUGCCAUUUACAGAGGAAUCAUUAUUACGAGUGUACAUUUCAGCCUAUUUUUCUUUUAUCUGGAUAUACCAUGUGGAUAGAGAUAAAGCACCAACUAGGAACACUUGAAUCCCCACCAACCUGUGUCAUUCCAGCAGAUGUGGUGAAGCCGUUUCCUCCCUCUAACGUUAAGGCAGAAAUCACCAAGAAUGUUGGGCUGCUGAAUGUGAGCUGGACAAACCCAGCAUUUCCGAACAGCGAUCUUAAGUUUCAGAUUCGGUACUCUGUGAACAGGGAAGAAAUAUUAUGGGAGAUAUUUGAGGUUUCAAAUGCACCAACAAGAUCAGUCAUGAUAAAGGUACUGGACCUUUGUGUUGUAUAUAUUGUUCAGGUGCGCUGCAGUGGACUAGAUGGAUUAGGUUACUGGAGUGAUUGGAGUAAACCAGCGUAUACCAUUGUACAGGAUAUUCAAGCUCCCCUGAGAGGUCCUGAAUUUUGGAGAGUUAUUAAUGAAGAUCCCAUAAGGAAGCAGAAAAAUGUUACUUUAGUUUGGAAGCCAUUGAUGAAGAAUUACUCAUUAUGCAGUGUGUGCGGAUAUAUUGUAAAGCAUCACACUUCAGAAAACAUCACUUGGACUGAAUAUGUCACCAAUGGCACUACCUACACAUAUCCAUGGACGGAGGAUGCAGACACCAUUACAAUUCUAGCUGUUAACUCAGUUGGAGCUUCCUCAAUGAAUUUUAAUUUAACUCUGUCACAGCAAAUGAGCACAGUGAAUAUCGUGCAGUCACUCAGUGCUUAUCCAGUAAACAGCAGUUGUGUAAUUCUGACCUGGACACUUUCACCUCAAAUGUAUGUGAUAACGUCUUUUGUUAUCGAAUGGAAAAACCUUAAUGAGGAAGAACAAAUGAAAUGGAUACAAGUUGCUCCAAAUAUUAGCAAAUACUAUAUUUAUGAUCAUUUUAUUCUUAUUGAGAAGUACCAGUUUAGCCUGUACCCAAUAUCCCCUGAAGGAGUAGGCAACCCCAAAACGACUGAUGAAUUCAUCAAAGAUAGGAGUGAAAAACGGAAUGAUGCAGGCCUCUAUGUGAUUCUACCAAUAGUUAUUUCAUCCUUCGUUUUGUUGCUUGGAACUUUGCUGAUCUCGCAACAAAGAAUGAAGAAACUGUUCUGGGAGGAUGUUCCAAACCCCAAGAACUGCUCCUGGGCACAAGGAGUUAAUUUUCAAAAGCCUGAAACUUUUGAGCAUCUUUUUAUCAAGCAUCCUGAAGCAAUAUCAUUUGGGCCUCUUCUUCUGGAGCCAGAAAUAGUUUUGGAAGACAUCAAUGUUGCUAAAGCACUGAAAAGUGAAGACAAGCAAGAUUUAUUAGCAGUUGAUUCAAUGUUCACAACGAUUCAAGACUCUGAGCAUGACUCGGCUUGUUCUAGCAGCCAUUUCAGUAACAGCCUUUUUGAGAGUUCCCAUGAUGACAAAGUCAGUGAAGGAAUUACGAGACAGUCCAAUGUUAAGUAUGCUACAAUUAUCAGUAACUGCAAAUCAAGUGGGCUUUAUGAAGAGCAAAAUAAUCUAAGUGGUUCAUUUAAUGGAUGCUUCCUAGGUGAAGAUUCCUUAGUUACAGAUCCUUUCUCUAGAUCAUGGGAGGUGGGAAAUCAGGCAUUUCUAAUAUUACCUGAUCAACAUCCGAGCCAAGCUAGCAAAACUAUAUCCCUUUCUGUUGUUUCUUCUGAGGGCUUUUCAGAACCUUCAGACCAUGAUGACACUUUCAGUGAUGGAGACAGUCCUGAGAGGAGCCUUUAUUACUUAGGGCUAACAUCAAUUAAAAAAAAUGAAAAUGAUAUUUUUUUAACAGAAAAUUCUAGAGUGAUGUGUCAUCUUCACACAAAUGGUUUAUUCAAAGACAUGGGGUUUCUUCAGGAUACUUCUUCCGAUUUAAAUCCCUUUAUCAAAAAUAGCCUUAAAUAUGAAAACUCUGUUAAAACUUUUGUACCAUACAUGCCACAAUUUCAGGCCACCACCAUUAAACUACAAGAGACAACAGAGACCAAAACUUAA